CUUGUUGCCGCUGACAUCUAGCAACUAUGGCGCAAGUCCACCUAAAAAGUGACCAUACUUAGAUCCUAUAUUCGGUUAGCCUCUAUUCCCACCAGGCUCGGGGCUCGGGCGUCUCAGCAUGUCCCGUAUAUCGGAACCACCCGAGCAGCACGAAGCCUCCUCCAUUUCCUCGAAUUAUUAUCUUUUCUACAAUAAUUCUAUUCCAAUUGCAAGGGCGAAGAUAAUGGGCAGUGCUACUUAAUGUGGCAGGUUGCAACCGAAGGUGGAGUAUCGUCGCAUCCCGUAUUUCUAGUCCACAUUCAGCUUAGCUAACUCGAGUAAUACGAGAAAAUCGCGAAUAUGUUGUUUCCUAUUGGUUGUAUUGAGCGGUUUCAAAGAGACUAGAAUUGAUGUGAAACCAUAUACUCAUGUACGUGCCAUAUAAGAUGCGAUACUCCCUUAGUACUCAUGUGCGUAAGAGGUCAAGCCCUCCCACCAGAGCUACAAUGGUGCGCACUAGCGGCCCCGACACGAUGUUGCUAUUAACACUCGCUGCAGUCGCAAGCGGCCCAGUCGCAGCGUAUUCGUGGCCGGACCCUAAAAUCGACUUACUCGAGAGCAUCCUCUACCAACAGAACGGGUACCGACAAUAUGGGCUAGCUUUCGGCGUCUCACCAUGUACCAAUAUGGCCAACAUGCAAGAAACAGGUCGCGACGACUCGGCGGAAUGGUUUCGGACAGCAUAUCACGAUAUGGCAACAGCGGACGUGCAAACUGGCAUAGGCGGUAUUGAUGCAUCCAUCGGGUUCGAAACCGACCGGCCCGAGAAUAAGGGUAAGGCCUUUAACGAGACUUUGAGCUUCAUACUCGCCUUUCAAAGCGCGCGAUCCUCAAUGGCUGACGUUAUUGCGCUCGGUGGGCUAUUCUCCGUUGGGUCGUGUUCAAAUGGUGAGGUGAUUAUUCCUUUCCGAGGCGGGAGGAUAGAUGCCCUCGAGGCUGGACCGACAGGAGUACCCCAGCCGGAAGAGGAUCUUGAUACGCAUACAGCUGCCUUCGCUCGACAGGGCUUUAAUGUUUCGGAAAUGAUUGGAUUGGUGGCAUGUGGCCAUUCGAUCGGUGGGGUUCACGGAGAGAACUUCCCGGAGAUUGUUGACGUUGUGGAUGAUAUCAAUAACCAAGCAAGUCGUCAAGACUUUGACGAAACAUUCGACAACUUUGAUAACAGCGUUGCGAAACAGUUCGUAGCCAACACUACGCAGAAUCCCUUGGCGUUUGGACACAAUGAGACGACGAGAUCCGAUUUCCGCAUUUUCAAUGCCGACGGCGGAGAGUUGAUUCGAAAGAUGGCGGAAUCGCAGCAGUUCUUCUGGGAUACAUGUACGACACUGCUGGAGCGUAUGAUAAAUACGGUACCGAAGGGUGUCAAGCUUACGGAUGUCAUUGAGCCCAUCCCGGUCAGGCCUAAUAACUUGUUCAUCACAGUUAAUCCUAAUGGAACCCAGACGAUCUCAGGAGAAGUUCGGAUACUAGAAGACGGCGUCACAUCCGCUAACCGCCAGGUCCUCAUUCACCUAAAAUCUCGAGACGGCAAAAACAUUUCGUCUAACCCGGUCGUCGCAACAACGCAAAACGGGCUACAAGUAGUGGGCUACUACAAGAACUUGCCAAGCUUUACGUCCUACACGUUCACAACAACCGUACCGACCACCGUGGGGGUUUCGGCCUUUGACGUCCAGCUCAAAGAUGGCAACACUGAUAUAACCAAUACGAACGGCGGUGGCGGUUUUCCAUUCCAGGAUGCCCUCAUCACACAAGCGGAGAGCACGUGCGUAGGGCUCGAGUUCUUUAGUACUAAAUCUAACAACACAUUAAACAUUAGCGUCGCUGUUCGCGACGAUAUGGAAUUCGAUACCGUGCAGUUAUGGGUACCGAAGCCUGUGAACAUGAUCGGGACUUUUUCAACUCGGUUUGAGCCAACGAGUACUGAGCUAUCGAAGACUGAGUCGCUGAAUGGUACUGGUUACUCAAUUUACUCCGGAUCAUAUUGGUUCACGGUCGAUUCGGUUGGCCCGAUGAAGACGUUUGACUUAUUCGCUUCGGGGCCGAAUGGGGUUGUAUAUAAUAAUUUUACAAGAUGGGCCGACUUUAAUGUAUGCCAGUGAGUCAGUCUCGAAGACAUAUAUAAAUGCGAAAAGUAUAUAAUUCAGAAAACGAAGAAUAAUUUCACUAAAUAUGAUAGAGGAUGCUUGCUUGAAGAACUCAGUUUUUGGGCUAUGCUUCACGUCGAAGCAGCCGUCUCUCAUCAUAGUUCUUGUUAAGCGCCCUGUAUCAAUCCUUAUAAGCCCCCCCUGGCCAACGAAUAAUCCCCCAGUACCGCCUUAUAUGCCUAUUAAAACUCUGACAUUAUUAGAACCCUACUGACUUCCCCCCACAAGCAUGCGGAUUCGUAAGAUCGUCAAGCAGCAGCGCUACUUGUUCCGCACCUUCCAUAUGUAUAAUAUUCGGCGUGAUUCUUCAAAUUAACA
This is a messenger RNA of Hypoxylon trugodes, 2504 nucleotides long. RefSeq names its product heme peroxidase. The record is from RefSeq and is a predicted model, not a curated record. The coding region runs from base 408 to 2141 and encodes 577 amino acids. Lineage: Eukaryota; Fungi; Ascomycota; Sordariomycetes; Xylariales; Hypoxylaceae. Gene Ontology annotation, biological process: response to reactive oxygen species; hydrogen peroxide catabolic process; cellular response to oxidative stress. Gene Ontology annotation, molecular function: heme binding; peroxidase activity. The transcript has 5 exons.